Messenger RNA from Centropristis striata (black sea bass), 4159 nucleotides. It is a transcript of the gene fmn1, whose product is annotated as formin 1. The transcript is spliced from 18 exons. Gene Ontology annotation, biological process: actin nucleation. The coding region runs from base 1 to 3813 and encodes 1270 amino acids. The record is from RefSeq and is a predicted model, not a curated record. Gene Ontology annotation, cellular component: endoplasmic reticulum membrane; cytoplasm; actin filament. Lineage: Eukaryota; Metazoa; Chordata; Actinopteri; Perciformes; Serranidae. Gene Ontology annotation, molecular function: microtubule binding.
AUGGAGAGCACUCGCGCUACGUUGAACCUGUACACCCCGAUCAGCGAGAGGAGCUGUGUGAGUCCAUCCCUCUCACACUGCAGGGGCCCAUCUCCCCCCUCUAAAUCCCCGCAGGAGCACCAACGAGGACUGACCUCUGAGUGUAAGGAGGAGGAUCCAGCUGGAGCAGAGCAGCGAGGUCAAGCAGACAGAUUCGGCCUGACGGAGUUAAAAGAAACCCUCAAAGCCUUGGAUGAGUCCUCCGAGUUCUGGCUGACAGAGUUGUUCCCGUUGUGUUUGGAGUGCAAGAGUCUCAUGAGCAUGGGGAACCAGCACGGCACCAAGAGUAAGCCCAACAUUUAUGCAGAGAGUCGGGAUGCUUUGCAGAAAUCCCCGAGACUACAGAUCCCUCGGAAGAGAAGGAGAAGAGUGGAGGGGUUCGGCUUCCAGCAGAACCUCAAGAUGUCUCCAUGGGCGCCGCUGAAGGCCAGAGGGCUGCGGAUAACGAGCUCUCCUAUCUUUGGGGAGUGGGAUUUAGAGGAAGACAGGCCGGUCAUGUGCACUCCUGCAGCCCGGAGGAAGAGAGUUAAGGGAAAGGAGAGAGUGCCAUCAGUGGAGGAGAGGAACAGGAACGCAGAGGAGCUAAAACCGGCCUGGAGAGUGAAGCUGCCGGAUGCAAAUGUUUCUAGCAAGAAAAGAAAGGAUCUAUCUGUGAAGGAGGAUUCUGACACGGAUAAAUCUGAAUAUGACAAUGACAUGUACUCAACGAAUAUCCUCAACACUAGGAAGACAGGAGACAGUACUCAGAAAGUCUUGCAGGCUGCAACAGACGAGGAAAAGAAGCCAGAAGGUGUAGAGGAGAAGUCCUCUCAAUGGGUGGGGAAGACGGCCGCGGCACGGAGAGUGAUGGGGAAGAUCGAGGAGGUGGAGGGGAUCAUACGCCGGGUGAGUCUCACCAGUUCGGACCUGAUGGGAGAAGGCAGCGACGGGAGAGGUGAGGAUCAGUUUAUCUCAGAUGGAUGCUUUGGUGAGACCCAGAACAAAGGGAGCAGCGGAGACGAGCCUCUGCUGGUGGAGGAGCUUCAAGCUCUGGGUGCAGCGCUGAGUCAGAGUCUCCGUCAGGUGCUGGAGAUGGAGGGAGCGAAAGCACAGAGCGACGAGGCCGAGAGGACUUCUCGUAAGACGAACCGCGCAGAAUCAACAAAACGGCCUCUGAAUCUACAGUCGUAUUCUCAAAGAUUCGUUGCGACUGUGCCAAAUAACUCAUCAACCCCGUCUCCGUCCAGCAUGUCUCCCAUCCUGUCCCCUCUGCUCUCGUCCAGCCGAAGCUUUCUGCACCGGAGCUCGACUGACCAGCAGGAUGAAGACAAUCCUGGGUGUCACAUGAAGUGGAGAAGCUCGGCUGAAGACCCCUCUCAGGAUGCUGGAGGCUGCGGUGGGACAGUCAAUGAUGAGAAGAAUAACAGGAAGAAGGAACAGAAUCUGUUGUACGGACACAACAGUGAGACAGAGUCCAGUUAUGAUCAUCUUCUCUCUUCAGACGAGGCUCUGCAGAGACAGGAGGAGAUCUGGCAGCAGGAGGUGGAGGAGUCUCUCUCCUUCUGCAGGUCACUGUCUCAUCCCUCCAGACCAAAACACAUCGACUUCCUGCGCAUCACAGCUGCUGAAGAUGACAUCGUUGAUACACCGCCAUGCACGCCUCUCCCACAGGAGUUACUGUCUGAAGCUUCGACCCCAGCAGAGGGAGAGGAGAGAACUCCUGGUCGUCUGCAAGCCGUCUGGCCGCCACUUAAAGAGGAAAAAGUUGGACUCAAGUACACAGAAGCAGAGCACCAGGCUGCACUGCUGCAGCUGAAGAGAGAAUGUAAAGAGGAGCUGGAGAAGUUACAGGAGGAGUUUGGUCAGGAGCUCUCCAGACUGAAGGUAGAGAACGAGGACAAUGUGACCCGUCUGGAGCUCGCUGUGGCCGAGCUGCAGGCAGAACUCUCCCAGGUCGGGACCUGCCGCCGCGGGGAGCUCAAAGACGUCGCUGUAUGGACCGGAGACGACUUUGUACACAAAUCCUUCCGCACGGUCUGCAUCCAGACCGACCGGGAGACUUUUGUUAAAACUCCUGAGAAUGAGGAAGUCUGUGUGAACCCUCAGCAGCAGAAGCUGACCCCCAGAAAGCUGGACCUGACAUCUAUCAGCCUCAGCCUGUCCGCUUCUUCACAUGACGCUCCGUCCCAAACUCUGCCUCCACCCGGAGCCUCACAGCCUCCAUCAGAACCUCCACCUGCUCCUCCUCAGACCACCAGGACACACAAUCUGCCUCCUCCUCCUCCUCCUCCACCUCCUCCUCCAUGUUUUCCUUCAACCAAAAACCACAUGCAGCCGUCAAAUGGUCCUCCACCUCCUCCCCCUCCUCCUCCACCUCCUCCUCCUCCAUCCAUACCAGGCUUAGCUCCACCACCUCCUCCUCCUCCUCCAUUCGGGAGUCUCAUCAUUGAAACUCCUCCCAGGAAACCGACGGUGGAGCCGUCCCGACCCAUGAAGCCUCUCUACUGGACCAGAAUCCAGGUCCAGGACAACAAGAACAAAACACUGUGGAACAUUUUAAAGGAACCAAAUAUCAUCAACGCCGGCGAGUUUGAGGAUCUCUUCGCCAAAACCACCACACAGACCAAGAGGAAGCCGCUUUCAGAGGCUUACGAGAAGAAAGCCAAAGCCCGGAAGAUCAUUAAGCUGCUGGACGGGAAGCGCUCUCAGGCCGUGGGCAUCCUCAUAUCGAGCCUCCACCUGGAGAUGAAAGACAUACAACACGCUGUUCUGACAGUGGAUCACUCUGUGGUGGACUUGGAGACCAUUGAAGCACUGUAUGAAAAUAGAGCACAGCCAGAUGAACUGGAGAGAAUCAGGAGACACUACGAGACGUCGGAGGAGGAGGAAGUUAAACUGCUGGACAAACCUGAACAGUUCCUGUACGAGCUCUCACAGAUCCCAGACUUUGCAGGCAGAGCUCACUGCAUCAUCUUCCAGUCGGCCUUCAUCGACGGGAUCGCCUCCAUCCAACGCAAGCUCAGCACAGUUUCAUCUGUGUGUAAGGCUCUGCUGGAGAGCGAUGGAGUGACGGAGGUGAUGGGGCUGGUGUUGGCUCUGGGGAACCACAUGAACGGAGGCAACAGGACCAGAGGUCAGGCCGACGGCUUCGGCCUCGACAUUUUACCCAAACUGAAGGACGUCAAGAGCAGAGACAACCGUAUCAGCCUGGUGGACUACGUGGUGUCGUACUACCUGCACAAUGUGGAUAAGAACGCCGGCACAGACAUGAGUGUGUUCCCGCUCCCUGAACCUCAGGACGUCUUCCUGGCUGCACAGGUCAAGUUCGACGACCUCACCAGAGACCUGAGACAGCUCGGACGAGAUCUGACAAGAUGUGAGAAAGAUGUACAGAAGGUUUGCUCUGAUUCUCCUGAAGAAAACCUGCAGCCCUUUAAGGACAAGAUGGAGGCUUUUGUUCUCAGUGCACGAAAAGAACACGCAGAAGCUUCUUAUCAGCAGAUGACCGUACAAAAAAGUUUUCAGGACUUGGUUCUGUUCUUUGGACUGAAGCCGAAGACGGGAGAGAAGGAGGUGACCACGGCUCAUUUCCUGAUGCUCUGGUUUGAGUUUUGUGCCGACUUCAAGGUCAGGUGGAAGAGAGAGAACAAGAACAUCUCGAAAGAAAGAUUAAAAGAAGCUCAGCUGUCGGUGAAGAGAAUCACAUCAGAGAAGAAGGUGGAGACCAGAAAGAUCAACCCCAACAGCCUGAAAGAGAGACUGCGUCAGAAAGAAGCCCAUCUGUCUUCAGCAUAAGAGAAUUAAGAGAAAGAAUGUAUAUAAAGCUGAAACAUCAGGACCAUCUAUGAUACCAAACAAACUGUUAAAAAAUAAACUGCAUAGCUUUUUUAAACCUGUUAUGUUAACCAGAGAAUGAAGAAAUCUUGAGUUUUGUUGUAUGACUUCCUAAAAAAAGUACUUUUAUUUUAAAGAUGUUAAAAGUGUAAUAAAUGUGCAAUAUUUAGAAUCCAACAUCAUAAACGUCAGUGUUGUAUUUAUAUUCUUGCACUGAACUUUAUACGCAGAAAAUUAUUUGCAUUGAUUUUCUUUAAUCCUGCUAGAAUAUUUUUUUCUACCAAUAAAAAUCACCGAUCAGAGAAUA